Messenger RNA from Salvia miltiorrhiza (redroot sage), 1555 nucleotides. RefSeq lists its product as uncharacterized. The record is from RefSeq and is a predicted model, not a curated record. The coding region runs from base 185 to 700 and encodes 171 amino acids. The transcript has 4 exons. Lineage: Eukaryota; Viridiplantae; Streptophyta; Magnoliopsida; Lamiales; Lamiaceae.
UCUGUUUCAUUUACUUGUGUGUUUCAAGGGAUGAAGAUGAUAUAUGAUUUAGAUGAUUUUGAUGUUACUUGUCUGUUUCAUUUACUAAGCAAUCAUUUUCUCUCUAUUUUUUUAUGAUCAUAAUAAUUAUUAAUUAUUAUAUCGCUAUCAUAUAUCACUAUCAUAUACCAUUUUUAGAUAGAAGAUGAGUAGUACUGCUUCGCAUCCCACCGACUCAGACUCGACUGAGUCUCGUGCUACUGAGACCCGUGCUACUGAGACACACGUUUCUGAGACGCAGGCGUCGGCAGUCCGUCCAGAAUUAGCACCUGACGGUAGGCGGAUCUGUUGGUUGGAAAAUGGCAUUUUGAGGCCGACUGAGAAGAUUCGACGUACAACUACUUCAAGCUUUCAAGGCUUCAUAGAUCCUGAAGGCGUCAAUUGGAAGAGUUUGUCGCCCAGCACCAUAGACAUAUAUUAUGAUGAGUUUAAGAAAUCUUUUACAUGGGAUGGGGAAGUUUACAUCUCGGACGUCAUUCGUAAGACAUGGAUCUCACAAGCUAGGCAUGCUUAUAAAGAUUUUGUCCAUGGAUGUAAGGUUAUUAUCGAUGAAGGGAGCAGACCUCAAUUUCUUCAUAAAGACAUUGUUACAAAGUGGAAGGAAUAUUGGGCGACGCCUGAAUUCCAAGUUAAGUCGCAGCAGGCGAGCAAAAAUCAUUGAUCUGAGCCUGCUGGUCCAGGUACAGGAUUAUCUAUCCACUAUGGAGGCUCUCGCAGUGCUAUUAGUCAUGCUGAGCAUGUGGCUCGAGAGAAGAACAUUUCUAUCGCAGAUGCACAUUAUGAUACUUUCAUGAGGAUGCACUUUAAGAAAGGACAGUUCGAUGGACGGGCACAGACUCAGGGUGUAAGUAAUAUGAACAUUUUAAUUAUUCUAAGCAUUUAAUUCUAUUUUAUCACAUUUUAAGUUGUUUGUAAUGCAUCUAAAUGUAGCUUGAGAUACAUAGUCGAGUCGAGGAGUUACGCACUACUCUUGGACGAGAUGUCACUCCAGAUGAGGUCAGUCAGAUCUAUAGGGAGGUGGUGACGCCAGAUCCGAAGGGGCGUAGACUCGGAUUGGGCAUUAUGUCUCAGAUGCGUUCCACUGGUUCGACGAGCACUCAUUCGACGUGCUCGUCUCAAUUUCCUUCAGCAGCAGUCUCAGCUCAGAUUGCACAGCUCCAGACAGAGUUAGAGCAGACACAACAGAGAGAGGCUACUCUACAAGCUACUCUACAGGCUGAGGUGCAGGAGCGACGACGAAAAGAAGCAGAAAUGGAGGCUGAGGUGCAGGAGCGACGACGAAAAGAAGCAGAAAUGGAGACUAGGCAGUUGGAAAUGCAACAACAAAUUUCUCAGCUUAUGAAAUUCUUCCAAUCAUCCUCAGGGUCGUUCCCCCGUUCCUCGCCUCCACCCUAAAUACAUGUUUUGUACUUAUUAUAUAUUGUUAUUAGAUUUUUAUUUAGAUGUUUAUGAAUUUAUUACACUAACAGGUAUCCUUUAUGAUAUUUUAUUAGUUUGAUUUUGAGAUGAUUAUUAA